Molecule: messenger RNA, 8564 nt
Organism: Callorhinchus milii (elephant shark)
Lineage: Eukaryota; Metazoa; Chordata; Chondrichthyes; Chimaeriformes; Callorhinchidae
Gene: caskin1
Product: CASK interacting protein 1
Exons: 21
Coding region: 223-4944 (1573 amino acids)
Molecular function (GO): protein binding
Source: RefSeq, a predicted model, not a curated record
UGUGAGUGAGUGAUGUCUGUGCUCUGUCAUUGAGCCUUCAGCUGAGGGUCGGCUCUCUCUCUCUCUCUCUCUCCCAUCUUUUCUGCACACAUUUUUUUUCCCUUUUUUUUGCUAUUGCAUUGCAACAUUAGAACAGGAGGACGAGGAGAGGAGAGGGACUGAGGGAGUAUUCCUUUCCCAAACCUGCGAUGCAUCGGAUAUAAACACUCGCCUCCGGCAGCGAUGGGGAAGGAUCAGGAGUUGCUGCAGGCGGUCAAGACCGAAGAUGUAGCGGUAGUGCAGAAGCUCCUUCAAAGGCCGAAGCCGAGCAAAGCGAAACUUCUGGGCUCAGCCAAGAGAGUGAACGUGAACUUCCAGGACAUAGAUGGCUUCUCUGCGCUUCACCAUGCAUCCCUCAAUGGCAACACUGAGCUCAUCUCUCUGCUGGUCGAGGCCCAGGCUACGGUCGAUAUCAAGGACAACAAAGCGAUGAGGCCACUUCACUAUGCAGCCUGGCAGGGGAAGGUCGAGCCGAUGAAAAUGCUCCUAAAAGCGGGAUCAACUGUCAAUACGCAGUCGGAUGAAGGCCAGAUCCCACUGCACCUGUCUGCCCAGCACGGACACUAUGAUGUGUCUGAGAUGCUUCUGCAGCACCAGUCAAACCCAUGCAUAGUGGACAUUGCUGGAAAGACUCCCUUGGACCUGGCUUGUGAAUUCGGCAGAGUUGGGGUGGUUCAGCUGCUGUUAAGCAGUAACAUGUGUGCAGCCCUGCUGGAAGCGAAGCCAGGAGAUAUCACUGAUCCCAACAGUACCAGCCCUCUUCACCUGGCUGCCAAGAAUGGCCAUAUCGACAUUAUAAGGCUUCUGCUGCAGGCUGGCAUAGACAUCAACCGGCAGACAAAGGCGGGGACAGCUCUGCAUGAAGCUGCAUUAUGUGGCAAAACAGAAGUGGUCCGUUUGUUACUGGAAAGUGGAAUUAAUGCACAUAUCAAGAACACGUACAAUCAGACUGCCCUGGAUAUCGUCAACCAGUUCACAGCCACACAGGCGAGCAGAGAAAUCAAACAAAUGCUCCGAGAAGCUUCUGCUGCCAUACAGGUGCGAGCAGUGAAGGACUACUGUAACAACUAUGACCUGACCAGUCUUAAUGUAAAAGGGGGAGAUGUGAUUACAGUCCUGGAGCAGCAUCCUGAUGGGAGGUGGAAAGGAUGUAUCCAUGACAACCGAACCGGCAACGACCGGGUGGGUUACUUCCCCUCGACUAUUGUGGAGGUGAUUAACAAGAGAUCAGGUUCUUGGGACGCAGUUAUUUAUGCUCACAGUUCUCAGCAAUAUCACAAGAUACAGCUCACAGCCUAUGGCACAGCAAUUGUCAAUGGCGACUCCUCUCAUCAGUUUAAUUCACUGCCGCCUCCCCCUCCACCUCCACCUUUCCAUCAUCAGCCACUUUUCAGUUCCUUUGGCUAUCACAGAGCCAAUAGCAAUAUAGAAGAACUACCAUAUGGACAAGGUUCUCGAGGUUCCGAAUCCAGCCCUUCCCAACCAUCUCCAGUGCAGCCAGCCACCACUACCACAGAGGAGAUCUGGGUGCUGCGAAAACCGUUUGCAGGUGGAGACCGGAGCAGUGUGGGCAGUACGGGAAGCGUGGCCAGCGUCCGGAGUUCUGGGAGUGGACAAAGCGCGGGGAGCACUAUUCCAAUUGAUGGAAACAAGCUACUGCAGACAGUCCUGACCCAGAAGGUUUCUGCGGCUGAGACAGCAGGAUGCGAGGGGAUUGCCAAAUCAGACCAGCCUGCAGGAUCUUCCCGGUCACAGAGUGCAUCCAGCUCCCCCUUCGUGGACCAACCAUAUAGCGAGCAGCAACUGAAGAAGCCUGAUACACCAUUGGACGUGAAGAGCCCAGAGACAGUUUUUAACUGGCUCAGUGAGUUCCAGCUCCAACAAUACGCACCUAACUUUAUCAAUGCUGGUUAUGACAUUCCCACUAUCAGCCGUAUGACCCCUGAGGAUCUAACAGCAAUUGGAGUAACAAAACCAGGACAUAGGAAAAAGAUUGCCAUUGAAAUAAAUAGGCUGAAUAUCUCCGACUGGCUGCCAGACUACCAACCAAAUGAUUUGAUGGAAUGGCUCUCAAUAAUUGGUCUCACUCAAUAUUACAAGACCCUUGUGGAGAACGGUUAUGAAAAUAUUGAGUUCAUCACCGAUAUCACCUGGGAAGACUUGCAGGAAAUCGGGAUCACAAAGCUUGGCCAUCAAAAGAAAUUUAUGCUGGCGGUGAAGAAGCUUGCCGAAAUUCAGAAGGCUGCAAGGUAUGACUCCAGCACUCUGAAGAAAAAAGCCCCUCAGACAUUGGAAAUAGUUGCCAUUGAAUCUCCACAAGGAGAAAAUGCUGAAUUGUUGUCCCCCAAAAUGUCUACUUUUCAAGACAGCGAGCUGAGCAAUGAGUUGCAAGCAGCCAUGACAAAUGCUGGGGAUGCCAAGGACAAUCUGGAACAAAAGCAAGGCAAUCACAUCAUCCCUGCUCAAGAAGAUACAGCGUACAGGUCACAAGGUUCCGGUGUCGCACAGGAAAGUGAGGUCAGCGCAAGCAAGGUGAAGACAAACGGUAAUUCACAAGAAAUACCAGGCAGACGGAACACCCUGCAGAGUGCAGGAAUAUCUAAAAGCCAAGAGAACCUGGAAGGUCCUACCCAACAAGUGGGCCCAACUAGGAGGGGUCACCGACAAGGAGUUCAAAGGGCUAGUGUGCCUCCAGUGCCUGGAAAGCCCAGAGGAUCUGUGCCUCCUGCUCAUCAAACAGUCGGUGCAAUGUCUUCAUUCACCCCACCGCAGACACCAACAAAGCCUAGGGCUUCUUCCCCACAGACACUUACAGUUCCCCAGGCCACAGCUAAAGUGAAGCCCACCCCACAACUUUUGCAGAGCGAUCGACCCAUGUCCCCAAGGUCACUUCCACAGUCUCCAACGCACAGAGGGUUUGCUUAUGUAAUCCCACAGCCAAUAGAAGGUGAAGGGAUUUGUGGAGCAGGGCACUCAGCAAGUCCACUGGUCCAGGCUGCCUCUGUCAUGCCCGUCUCUGUCCCAGUGCUCUGUUUGCCUCCACACGGAGACGAUUCAGAUGAGGAUCCGUUGAGACCAAAGAAGCGAGCGCACAGCUUAAAUCGCUAUGCCAUGUCCGACAGUGAACAAGACAAGGAUGAGCUCUCAGUGCCUGACAUUGGGCCUUAUGCCACAAUACAGAGGCGUGUGGGGAGAAGUCAUUCCGUAAGAGGUCAGUCGACAGCAGAUAAAAACGUUAACCGCAGUCAAUCUUUUGCCCUCAGACCAAAAAAGAAAGGACCACCCCCACCACCUCCAAAACGCUCGAGCUCAGCAAUAUCCACCGGAAAUCUGACUGAUGAUGUUUCAAGAGAAAAGGAGUUGAGAAACACUAAAGAGCCUGAUACAAAAGGAAGGUUCAAAGAGCAGCGCAGAGCAAGUGAUUUUGGUGGGACGGUGGACACGGGAAGUGCUGGGAGUGUGAAGAGCAUUGCAGCCAUGUUGGAAAUGUCAUCGAUUGGUGGAGGUGUCAGGGCUCUCACCCUGCAUCGAUCAUUUAAGGCAGAGAGGGGUCUCGGAGGUCACUACGGUCAAAUGAUGCAACCAGCCAGUUUCGAACAUUCCAGGGUAGCUACAGUGCUGGCCACAGUAAAGCAUGGGCAUUUAGAUAGAUCUCGAGAUGCUAUUGGGUUAGAUGGAGAAAUUAUUAACAGAAGGAGGACAAUUAGUGGCCCAGUCACUGGCUUGAUCGCUGCAGCGAGAAGAGAGCGGAUUGAGAGCAUAAAAUCAGCCACUGAAUCUGGUUCACCAAUGGAUAAGCUUGACGUAGACCAGUCCGGAUCAUCCAGGAACAGCUCCUCUGAAAACAUACCAUUUGCAGAAGAAGGGAAUUUAACUAUUAGGCAGCGCCCAAAGCUGUGCGGUUCUCUGAAAAGUGACAUGGUGGAGUUUGCACCCUCUGGCCAAGUUCAGGAUAGCACAGAGUUUGCAUCUGAUCAGAUCACAUCAGAAAUUUCUGGCACGCUCAAAAGAAGAGGGAAGCCUAAACCAACCCAGCAGCAAGAGGUCCUGGCAUUUCACUUGAUCGAGUCAAACACUGUUAAACGGCGACCAAAACUUAGAGAAAAGGAUCAGGUCGAAUCACCACAAGAGACACAUCAGCUCACUGUUCUUCAUAACGGCAUGGGUACCGUUAAAAGAAGACCUGUAUCAGACCUGAGUGGAGGUGACACGUAUCCAAGCUUUCUGACCGUGGGUGAUAUCCGCAGAAGAAAUAGUGGGGAACAUACAUCCCAGUCUGCGAAUGGAGAAUCAAAGAAACCUUUCAAACCACCAGUAUCUCCAAAACCUUUAGUUGCUCAGUCAAGCGUCAUGAAAAGACAAGGACCAGCACCGGGCAGUGCCAAAAAGUCACCAGCGCCCAGUCCUGGAAGUCCUGGCAGUCCAGAAGUAAAACGCGCACCACCUCCCGUGUCUCCUAAACCAACCCUACCGCCCCCACUGACACCACCCAAGCCCAUCAAGCCCCACACUGUCCUCCAGUCUUUGAGCGCAAGCCCUACCCCAGUCCCCUCUCCUGCCAAACAACCAGCUAUCAAAGCAGCAAGCACACCACCAUCCCUGUGUUCUAGUCCAGCAAAACCAAUCACCAGUGGCCAACCACAACAGGUCCCCGUGAAGCCACCAAGGUCCUCGAUAUCUGGAUUGUCCACAGAGAUGCCUAUAACAGAGGUAGCACAAAUGAAGCUGGAAGAAACCAGCGCCUCCCUGGCUGCAGCUUUACAGGCCGUGGAAGACAAGAUUAAACAAGAUGAGGGCCAGAAAGCAGAGACUGCUUCUGCAGUGAAGAGCACAGGCAGCAUUCUGGAUGACAUUGGCAGUAUGUUUGACGAUUUAGCUGAUCAGCUGGAUGCCAUGUUGGAAUGAAGGCGAGGAAUCAAAAUGGCAGAAAAACCUCAGGAUUUAAUGUGGGCACAAUGAUCACAAUGAUCUUAUAACUGUUUUCAAAGAAAUCUUGGACACAAUUUCCCUCCAUGAACUCAUCAUUAUGGUUUGCACAAUUCAGAUUAAAAAAAACAAUUAGCUUACCUCAGGAUCUUGUUCCGUGAAGAUCUUCUAGAUUUAAUUUACCAACCUAAUCUUGCGCCAAAACAAGAUUUCAAGUUCAAUAGAUGGGGAUGGAGAUACAAAGCUGAAUUGCUUUAUUAUAGAUAAAAUUCAGGCUCUUUUUGUUUAAGAAACCCAAGGAUGUUUAAACUCUUAGAAUUAAAAGUUGUUAAUGUUGCGAUGUAGUAUAUGUAAAGUGUAAGCAUGAGAUAUGAUAGAUUUGUAAACAUUUCAUCCCAGAAAAGGUGGAAAUUGUACACAAGUUCUAAAAGACAUGAUUGAAUUACCACACUGAAUUCCAACUGUGGCAUACGUUUGAUUUCCUUGGUUACAGUGAGAGGCUUAUAGGGUUUUGAAUGGGCUGCUUUUUAUUUUGUAUUAACUUUAUUGGGAAUAUGUUGACAGUCAGGAUAUGCAGAGGCAUUUGAUUGAUAAGAUGAAGAAUAAACAGCUAAUCGUUUAAGAAAGGGAUGUUAGCAGAUGUACCCUAAACGAACAGCACUGUAAUGAAGUGCAGCAGGUCCUGUGUGUUAAUUAGAGCAUUUGUUUUAUCAGAUAAAUAACACACACAGUGGGAGUGAAACUCCUCUUGUUGUUAAGGCAGUGACUUUGACAAUGUCCAUUUAUUACAACAGCAAGAGAGCAAUUGCUUGGCCUUUUCAAUUGUCUGCUCCCUGAAUAUACAAUCUAAUAUUCUUUAAUUGCUUGAAAAUUAAUUGGAUAAAAUUAAGUUUAAGGAAAUUGAAAUCAAUUUUCAGUUCUUCGUGAGAAAGAAGGAAAGUGACUGAACAAGAUUCCCAUUCCAUUAGAAACUGGUUACUUAAAAUGGCAAUUAUCAUUUGUUUGGGCUAGCUUCUUUUCUUUCUCUAUUUGUCAAAAGCCAGUGAGAUGGACACGUAACUGAUUUGAAGUCAGCUCAUGUCAAUGUGCUUUGAAUAGAGUAGAUUCCGAAUCAGUUCUGUUUGUCCUACCCAAAUACCGCAAACUUUCAUCUACUUGCGGAAGGAAAGGUCUUUUUUAUAUAUUUCAUAAUAUAAUAUUAACUAAAGGGGUCCAAAAUGCGGGUUAGGCUAAAUUGCUUAACUGUUUUGUGCUCACUUUGCACAUAAUUUCACCACAUUUCUAGUUAAAGAAAAACGAAUGUCCUUCCUUCCUUGGCAUAAAUAACAUUAAAACAUUGCCGGGCACUUGUCUUCCAGCACCUGUACCAAGGCGCCGAGACAUUAGACCAUCCAGCCAUCAUAUCGCAGGAUGCUUCUGAAUAAUUAUUUUGCAAAUAGUAAAAGCAUUCAAAGCUGAAAGGUUGCAAUUUUAAUUCCAAGUUGCUAUGCUCACUUUGUUACAUGCUUGUUAAACAGUUAGCUUAAGAAUGCACAAUAUACAGCAGCACAACAUCAGUCACAGCAUAUCUCCUCAUGUACUCCGCAUAUCUAAGAACCACCUGUUACUUUUUAAAGUAACGUACCAUUUUGUUUGGUAGAAUUUUCUCUCAAUCAACCCUUGGAGCCCAGUAAAUGAUUUACCUUCCAUGUGAUACUUAGGACUCCACAAUUUUGCAAGCAACUGAAUAUUUGUCAGCAGUAUCUUUUGUUAUUCUUGCUCGGGGAGGAGGUGGGGGAGGGGGUUAGAAGCAAAGAGGAAGAAUGGAAAAAGCCAACUUCUCUAUUAACACAAGUACCAGUGGGUCUAUGGAGACAGGCUUCAUCAGGUCAAAAUAAAGUAGCAGAUUGUCUUGUAAUGGGACUCUUCUCUCAUGUGCAUUCUCAUGCAUUGACUGUGUGCCCAGGGCUGAAGUUAGAAAGGAACAGAUCUACCUGGACAUAUCGAAAAUUGGCUUCCAUCAGGUUUCAUACCCUUCCCUGAGUACUUUAGCCACUUCACUACAUUGGUUUCUCAAUUGAUCAGUCUGUUGUUGAGAGUCUCCAAACUCUCAGGUCAGGAAGGCAAUUAGUGCUCAGAGGUGAUGACGGAGACAAGUUUGCAAGUUCUGUUACUGCCAGAUAACUGAAUUCCCAAAGUUUCAUGCCUGCAUUUUACCAAGCCUGAAGGUUUAAUCUACUACUGCCAUGAAGCCACCUUAUCCCUACCAGAGCAGAUACCGUCGUGAUUUUUUUAAGUAUUAUCUGUUUUUGAUGAUCUAAAGUCCUGUGCGCGAUGUGCGUUUAACAAUUUUUAAGCAUUCAAAGGUGUUGUACUUAGGUCGUAUCAAUAUUUUCACUUAACUCAUACAAAGGACCCUAUCUUUAAAGGGCACAUUACUUUCUUCAGUGUUCAUUUUCUUACAGAAGCCCCAUUUGCACAAAUACAAAUAUUUCAAAGUUUUAAUGAGCUGCAGCAAGUGGAAGCACUUUUACAUUUACCUUAUACACUGCUCGUCUGUACAAUGCAUCUAAUCUACUCGGUCAUUAAGUGGUAAUAAUGACAUUGUAUUUUCUUUAAGGAUUUUCUAACGAGACAUUUUGAGCAGGAUUUCCAUGGGUAUACUUGGCCUCCAACCAAUUGAGGUGAGAAAGUACAAUAACAUCAAGAAAGAUAAAUGGAGCUCAAGCAAAUUGUAUUUAUCUUUAUCUUCCUUAGGUUGAUUAUAUUGGCAGGUAUACAUACCAGUGUUAUCUCUUAUGAUUCUCCCUGCUGUAGGUAAGAAAUAGAAACAUAUAAGGUUUGUCGUUCAGAAAAUGACCUUUUCUACUUUCAACAAUCAUGCUUGGUGUUGCAACUGGAUAUGCCCCUUGCCUCUUAACAGCAUUCACCAUAACCGAAGGGCAUUCUCUGCGGUAGUUGAGGGUAAGUUAAUGCUGACUGUCUGGACCAGUCACAUGAAUCCACAGCACAAAACUACGCUGUAUUUAGCCAGCAGCCUGCUCUCUUUCAGAUAGGUGUAGGAUUCGAAGAGAGUGAGAGCAAUAGAUUCUUUGCUCUUUCUCGUUCUUCACUUUUUUUUAGGUUAAGACCGAAAAUCAAAUCACGUAGAGGACAGGUUCCCUCCCUGCUUUGUUUGCAAGCUUGUGGAUCCCAAAGGGCUUUUAGCACACAUCAUAUUGCACCAGCCUUAUACGUUAGGGUGGGUAAGUGACAUUAAACAAAGUCAGCAGGUUGGAAAAUCUAGAAAUACCUUUUCUGCCUCCCUGUGGCAGUUUUUAAAUCAAUGCAAAAUUGGUGUUCCUUACAAUAAAACUGUCCUCGGCUUUCAAAUAAAAUGUUGCAAUUUCCCAAAAUGUAACCAACAUCUACAUACAGUAGUUUCCUUUAGAAAAUUAAAACAUUUUAUGAAUUAUCUUAUUCACAGACAAAUAAUGCAAGAUAUUUUAACUGACCCCCAAAUACUAUAUUAAAUUAUAUAUUAAAACUCUAGCACAACUGAAAAACGCCUGUAAAGAAUUCUACUUUAUUUUGAAGCCAUUUUUUAAAUAUAUAUAUAAAUGAUGUUUUAGAUUAUCAUU